Molecule: messenger RNA, 1656 nt
Organism: Vombatus ursinus (common wombat)
Lineage: Eukaryota; Metazoa; Chordata; Mammalia; Diprotodontia; Vombatidae
Product: leucine-rich repeat-containing protein 14-like
Exons: 2
Coding region: 49-1308 (419 amino acids)
Cellular component (GO): cytoplasm
Source: RefSeq, a predicted model, not a curated record
UUUAGUUCUUAUAUUUAAUUAUUUCAGGUAUAUGUUGGGUAAGUUGGGAUGAGAUUGUCAAGAUAUGGGGUGCAUUCUAGCCCAGGGUCUCACCUUCUCUGUCCUUCCCUCAGGAGGCAUCCACUGCAGCUAUUAGAUAUGACUGGACUCCUGGAUUAUGGCUAUGAGGAAGACCUAAAAACUAUGAAAAUGUGGGCCCGUACCAUGACCAUGGCCCAAACUGGCAUUUGCCACCUCUUGGAGAAAGUUGAGCAGCCAAAUGAAAGCCCCAACAAGUGCAGGAAGGUCGAGGACCUGCCAUGCACACUUCUCCCUGUGGAAGUGCGUGUAGAUCUCUGGGUGACCCCCUCCUCCAGUGGCUUUUUAAAGCAGGCCCUGCAGAAUAAUGCUGUCAGCCCCCUGCGCUUGUGCUGCCGGGAUUUCCGAGCUGAAGACCUUCCACCAGACAUCACUGUGGAUCUCCUGGGGCUAUUGGACCACUCAAGCUUACGCCGCCGACUAGAUCUGUCCUUCUUUACUCUGGAAGCCGGGGGUGUGUGGGAGAUCGUAGCUUCCAUCAUGAAGUUCACUAAUCUGCUGAGCUUGAAACUUCAGUACAGCAACAUGGAUGUGUGGCGGCUCUGGGCCAUGUUGGAAGGCACCUUCAGCUUCUUGGCUUCAGAGAUGAGUAAGCUGAAACGCCUCAAGAAGCUUAAUCUGGGCACCUCGUGGCUCUCGGGCCAGCUUCGGCAGCUGCUUAGUGGCCUACAGUGUCCCCUGGAAAGCCUGGAACUUCCUGUCUGCUACCUGCUGCCUGUGGACUUGAGCUACUUGUCCCAGAGUCCACAUGCUCCCCACCUCAAGAAGCUAGACCUCAGUGGCAACAACCUGUCAGGUGAUCUCUUGCCCCCUUUCCAGGCUCUUGUAGGGGAGGCCUCAGCCUCCUUGCUGUGUCUGAAGGUGACAGAGUGCCAGCUCAUGGAUGUUCACCUCAUUAGUACCCUACCACUUCUGUCCCGCUGUACCCGCCUACGCUAUCUUGGUCUCUAUGACAAUCCCCUUUCUAGCAUUGGGCUGAAGGCCUUGCUGUCUCGCUCUGAGGUAAUGCCUGACCUCCAGCUGGUAGUGUACCCAUUUCCUGUGGACUGCUAUAAGGACCUGCCUGGUGUGCCCCUUUCUGCAAACCUCUUGGAGGACUAUAUUGAUGAGGAGAAAUUUGCUCAGGUUCAGGGAGAGAUGCAUCAGAUGUUAAUAGCAGCAGGUAGGGCUGAUGUGCUGUGGACCACAGAUGUCUAUGGCCCAAACAUGCCCGACUACUUUAGCUUGUGACAGGAAGGCUGCCUGCCAGGGACAGGGAGGCCCUUGCAGUCAUCCAUUCCCCCUGGGCCUGGCAGGAGAGCCUCCUCACCUUCUGGGCUGCAUGUCUUGGGGAUAGGUAGGGAGCCACAAAGCCUUUGCUCUCAUUGCCUGCCAUCUUCAGACAAGGGAAUGGGGCUAACUAACAGGGAAGCUCCAACCUGUGCCUCACCUGAAGGGUCCUUGAUAAGAAUAACAAGUGUGAAUGAGGAACUCUUAGCCAGUGGAGUAGGCCCAGUAUUCUGGCACCCCAUUCAGUCAGUGAAUUGUUCCUGUGGGAAGGGCAUAGUUCUUUCUGUCUUCCUCAGUGAGUGAAGGGAA